Molecule: messenger RNA, 1363 nt
Organism: Hyaloscypha bicolor E
Lineage: Eukaryota; Fungi; Ascomycota; Leotiomycetes; Helotiales; Hyaloscyphaceae
Product: histidinol-phosphate aminotransferase
Exons: 2
Coding region: 29-1321 (430 amino acids)
Biological process (GO): L-histidine biosynthetic process
Molecular function (GO): pyridoxal phosphate binding; L-histidinol-phosphate:2-oxoglutarate transaminase activity
Source: RefSeq, a predicted model, not a curated record
CACCAAUUGCUCAACAUCCGCAAAGAAAAUGGCAGAGAAGAAAUUUCCUUUCAAUCUGCAGACAUGUGCCCGUCCAAAUAUCCUUGCUUUGGAACCAUAUCGCUGUGCUAGGGACGACUACAAAGACAAUGGGACAAAUAUCCUCCUCGAUGCGAACGAAAAUGCAUACGGACCUUCCCUCUUCCUAGAUACCUCGAGAACUUCAUCUACGAACCCCAGUGACCCCUCGAUCAAUUUCCUCGGCCUGAACCGCUACCCCGACCCCCACCAGCACGAGCUCAAACAACUUCUCUGCAACCUGCGAAAUACCCACGCGCACACACCUAAAAGAAUCACAUCCGCGAACCUCUUCGUAGGAGUAGGAAGCGAUGAAGCAAUUGAUGCUCUGCUACGCUGUUUCUGCGUUCCCAGCAAGGAUAAGAUCCUCGUCUGUCCGCCAACGUAUGGGAUGUACUCCGUCUCUGCACAAGUAAACGACGUUGGGCUCGUCAAGGUUCCUUUACUCUCCGCGCCGGAAUUUGGACUCGAUGUACCUGCGAUCAUCUCCGCCUUAUCUGGGCCUGAGGCUGUGAAUAUCAAGCUCAUAUAUGUCUGCUCGCCUGGCAAUCCUACGGGUGAGUUAAUCAAGAAGGAAGAUUUACAGAAGAUUUUGGAACACUCGACUUGGAACGGAGUGGUGGUUUUGGAUGAAGCUUAUAUCGAUUUUGCUCCCGAGGGAUCGUCACUUGCGGAGUGGGUUGCGGAGUGGCCGAAUUUGGUGGUUAUGCAGACACUGUCGAAAGCGUUUGGAUUAGCAGGCAUACGGCUCGGCGCUGCGUUCACAUCGCCGCCCAUUGCUUCACUGCUCAACAACCUGAAGGCUCCGUAUAAUAUCAGCAGCCCAACAAGUGCGAUUGCAUCUCAAGCGUUGGAGAAGGGUGGAUUGAGUGUAAUGCAGGCGAAUCGAGAGAAGAUCAUUAACCAACGAGACAGAUUAUUGCGGGAUUUGCCGAAGGUCACUGGGAUAGGACGGUUCAGAGGAGGGGUAGCAAGCAACUUUUUACUGGUUGAGAUAUUAGAUACCCAAGGGAAGCCGGAUAAUGUGACAGCCUUGAUGGUUUACGAACGGCUAGCGGAGAAUAGGGGGGUAGUGGUCAGAUUCAGGGGCAAGGAGCAUGGGUGUCUUGGAUGCCUGAGGAUCACGGUUGGGACGGAGGAGGAAGUCACGAGAUUCUUGAAAGAGAUGCUAAACGUUCUGGAGCAGGUCCACUCUGAAGGUACGAAGGUCAACGGUGCAGAGGAGGAGGAGAAAGAAGCGGAGGCCAGCGGUGUUGUGUCCUAGAUAGAGAGAAACUAAUAGACGAUCCGAAUAUUUUAAAGAAAG